AUGGCGAAUACAGUAGAAAGAAAUUCUGAAUUCAUCAAAAAAUUAAUCAGAACAAACAAUUCAAUUAAAAACUCGACAUUAAGAACGACACGUAAAUUUCUUCAACUUCAACAAAAUAUUUUAGAAAAACUUACAAAUAUUUAUGAAAAUCUGACAACAAUAAAAAAUACAGCUCAUAUUUUUCUCGAUGAUGGAAAACAAAAGAUUAUUGAAGAAUGCAAACCAUAUGAUAAAGUACAAUUAGCAGUUUGUGGAUAUAAUUCAUCAGGAAAAACAUCUUUUGUUCAUGAAUUACUCGAAUGUGGAAAAUUUUUACCAACUGGUACUGGAGCAAUAUCAGCACGUAUUGUUAAAUUUACUUAUGCAUCUAACGAUCAAGCCUGUAUAGUUUUAUAUCGUUCAAUUAUUGAUGGUGUUGAAAUAAAAAGAAGCAAAAUAGAUCUAUCAUCCUGUUUUAUUGAGUAUUCAUCGACAAAAAAAGCUAAUGUAAAAGCAUUAAAAGAAAAAGUGAAAGAACAUUUAUUAAGACCAAUUGAUUGUGAUGAACAUUCAGAUGAAUUUGAGAAAUGGGCUGCUUUUUUCGUUGAAAUUCGUCUUCCAUCACCGAUUCUUGAACUUGGUUUAGAAUUGUAUGAUACACCAGGAUUUUUAGCUUCUGAUGCUCCUGUUCUACGAAACAAUCUAUUGGCUUUGAUUAAAGCUAUGCGCCCUUCUCUUUUAUUUCUCUACGAUAAUCCGACUGUAUCUGAUGAUACACGAAAAUGUUUUGAGCAAUUUAAACUUACCCUUAGUCAUCAUUUUCGUGGGACUGGAAUUUUUUUUCUCAAUACAAAAGCUGAUGUCACAACCAUACGCAAUGAUCAUGAAGAAGAUGAUGAGGAUGAGACAACACUGCUUGAAAAAGAACGAUUAAAACGAUUCAACUUAUUACUCAAAGUUAAUGAAAUGAGCAGCGAUCUAUCGAAUGAAAUGCGUACUUCUCUGGAAAACUGUGAUUGUUUCGAUAUCUUUAGUGUUCAGCAACCAACAGAUCCCAUGGAAAUAAUCAUGAAGAACAAUACAAUCAAUCGUAUUAUUUCUUUUGCUGCUAAACAUGAUUUGAAAAGUAUCAAACAAGUGAGUGAAAUUAUUCUUACUGUUAUUGAUGCUUUUUUUGAUUUUGUUCUUAUUACUAAUCGACGAUCUCAAAACGAAUGGGAUAAAUUGCGAGAUGAAGCUUUUCAAUGGGGUAAAAGCUUCUUUCAGGAAUACCGUUUGAAAAUUGAUUACAUUGUAAAUGAGAUCAAUCGACGUCUUCCUCAACGAUUUCGAGAACGACGUGAUAAUAUUGAAAAACGUGCUGUGAUCAAUUGUGAACGAGGAAGAUGGUGGCAACGCAAUGCAGCUGUGAGACUUGCAGUGGAACCAUUUAUAGUGGCCGAUAUAUGCGCGAAUGACGAUGUUCUUGACUUUAAACCACCAGGUGACCGGAACACACCUAUUAGUUCAUGGGACCCAAAUUAUUGUCACAAGAAAUUUCUCGAACUGAUUGUCGAAAACGAAAUAUUCAAACCAGUGUUCACAGAAGUUUUGUGCUCAACUAACAAUGAUACAAGUCUCGUCAUCAAUCAACAGUUAUUAUCAGUUUGUAGUACCAAGAACGAAUUAUUGAACGCAGCAUAUCGAGAAAUAUUAAAGUAUACUAACGAUAUGGGUGUUUUUCUUCGUCAUCGUAAUGUGAUGAACGUAGUCGACAAAUUUGUAAGCUCGUUCGUAUUCCUACCUUUCUACACUGUUAUAAGCAUCCCUCUACAUGCUUCUAUGUAUUUGUAUGAUAAAAUUAAGGGCAGAAAUCCGGGAGAAACUUGGAGACGGGGCGAGAUUGAGAAUGAAAAAGAAUAUAUUCGAGAGUUUCUUCAAGAUUUUGAAAACAAAUUAUCAACAAGGAGUGAAGAAAUUCGAAAUAGUAUAGGUGAAUGCAUUAAUAAAGGUGAAAAUGAAUUCGUAGAUAAAAUUAAUUGUUAUCAUAAACUCGUACUUAAGACAAUUGCACAUCGACAGAAAGCUUAUGAACUAGCAUGUACUUUGGCUCCACAAUUCGCACGUAUAGAAUGUCAGUUAGUAGCCAAUCUUGAUUUAUCCGAACAUAAUGGUGAUUCGCCAGAUAUUAAACAAGAAGUUAUAGGUGAAGGCGGACUUUUCCUAGUUCAUCCGUGUUCUUGGGGAUCUAACGAACGUCUUGUUGCCAAAGAGUUACGUGAUUCCAUUGUCCAUCGAAAUAUUGACUAUAUGGAAGCUCAUUUUCAUCGAACUGUCACUCGUUUGAACAUUAAUCAUAUUGCUCCAUUACGAUAUCUUUACGAAAAACCAGAUGAACCCAAUAAACUUUUUAUUUUAUUACCUCAUUAUGAAACAGAUUUACAUCGUUAUCUUCUCGACCAUAUCCAUGAAGUAUCUCUGGAUAAAGCGAUUCAGAUUUCGCUCGACAUUGCUCGUAUUAUAACACAAAUGCAUUCUCAAGGAUUAGUUCAUCGAGAUAUUAAAGUUUCGAACAUCCUCCUCGAUACCAAUCAACAGGUACUUCUUGCUGAUUUUGGUACUUGUAAACAUGGAGUUGAAAAUUCUACUUUUAUUGGUACACCACCAUUUCCACCUGAACUGACAACAAAUUCUUCUUCUUCUUCUUCUUUUUCUAUCGAUCAUCAAUGUUCUUAUGAGGGUUCAGCUUUUGAUGUAUAUUCACUUGGUGUACUGAUGUACAUGGUAUCUCCCAAACCAAUCUAUGAUCGACCGAAUCCAAUUUCUCAAGCUCAUAUCAAUGCUCUUGAUCAAAUUCCAGAGACUUAUCGUCAGCUGAUUUCCAGAUGUCUCAAUGUCAAUCCAAAAGAUCGACCUACAGCCAAAGAAGUUGUUGCACAACUUGAGUUGAUCACUGAGCAAGUAGCUAAUUCUAAACCAUGUCUUAUCUGUCUUGAUGAACUUCGAUUUGCUCGAUGUUUACCAUGUCGUCAUAAGACAAUGUGUAGAAAAUGUCUUCUUCAAGCUCAACAAGCUACUCAUAAUCCUAAAUGCAUUAUUUGUAACGAAAUAUUCACAAAUGCAGAAGAAGAUACCAAUGCUAAUACAUAUAUGCCAACAUAA
Molecule: messenger RNA, 3120 nt
Organism: Didymodactylos carnosus
Lineage: Eukaryota; Metazoa; Rotifera; Eurotatoria; Philodinida; Philodinidae
Source: the annotation of a GenBank genome assembly